CUUGUCUGUUCUUAGGAAGUCAAAAGUCAAGUGGCCCUGUCUGUCAGUUAAUUUGUUAUAGUUAUGCUAAUGCAAAGAAAUCCUUGAAGAGGAAUUCUAAAAAUGGCCAACGCUGAGUUAGCAGCGCUGGUGGUAGCCAAGCUGUCUCCCGGUCCUGGAGAACAUGUCGCUGUUGCCCAUGAAGCAAGUUUGAUGCAGGGUUGGGUAAGAACGUCUCGCAUUUUGGCUUUAUUAGAGAAGGACACUAACUACGCUCUGAUCGUGUUCCUGUCCUCCCAGACUCCACCGAUCGCCUACUCUGAACUCACCAUUGAACGAGUUCUGCCCAUCAACUCUGACUUCAAAUGUGAUAUAGACACAGAAAGUAGACAUCAAGAUGGAACAGAUGUAUACAUCACUUCUCGGAAGCUCAAACUGCUCUUUGAAAUGGUCCCUGGAAAUAAAACCAGCAAUUUCGUCAGUGAAGUUCUACGUGCAAUUGAUUUGUUAGGCAAGAAAAGGAAUGGAUCUCAAGAUUUCUCAUGGCUCAACAAGUACAACCCUGUUUCAACUGGAGCUGAUGAUAAUGCUGAAGACACUAAGGAUCCGUUACUAUUGGACAGUCCCGAGAUGGCCGUCCCGAGACAGAGUAUCGCCAAAGGUCACACACCGAUCGCAGCCAGAGAGAGUGUCAUCAGAUACCAGAUGGCGAUGAAGGAAGACGACUACACGUACACACAGACACUCAGGGUGUUCGUAGGGACGUGGAAUGUUAACGGACAGCCUCCCAUGAGUGUGUCACUACAGCCGUGGCUUGCCUGUGACUCAGAGCCUCCGGACAUUUACGCUGUCGGCUUCCAGGAGCUGGACCUCAGCAAAGAGGCGUUCCUGUUCCAUGACUCCCCCAGGGAAGAGGAGUGGAGGCAGGUGGUGAUAGCAGGGCUACAUCCCAAGGCAGAGUACCAACAAGUAGCUCUCGUGAGGUUGGUAGGCAUGAUGCUGCUGGUGUUUGUACAGAAACACCACUACAACUACAUACGCAAUGCAGCUUUUGAAACUGUCGGCACUGGGAUAAUGGGCAAAAUGGGCAACAAGGGUGGAGUCAGUGUUAGGUUUGAGCUUCACAACACGUCCCUGUGUUUUGUCAACUCCCAUCUUGCAGCUCAUGUUGAGGAGUUUGAGAGACGGAAUCAGGACUUUCACGAUAUCUGCUCCCGCACCAGCUUCUCCACGUUCCUGCCACCGAAAGGCAUCAAGGAUCACGACCAGGUGUAUUGGCUGGGCGACCUGAACUACAGGAUAACGGAGUUGGAGCCUAACAUAGUGAAGAAGUAUAUAGAGCAGCAGAACUACCGACCAGUGUUGGAGUACGACCAGUUACGGCGACAACAUCGGGAGAAGGCGGUGUUUGUUGGAUACACGGAGGGAGACAUUACCUUCAGGCCUACGUACAAGUAUGACCCCGGCAGUGACGACUGGGACUCUAGUGAGAAGAAUCGAGCGCCAGCAUGGUGUGAUCGAGUGCUAUGGAAGGGGGAAGGAAUCAGACAGAUUGAGUACCGCAGUCAUCCAGUGUUAAGGAUAAGUGACCACAAGCCUGUCAGCGCAGUCUUCUCAUCAGACGUUAGGGUGAUUGAUGCUGUCAAGUUUCGCAAGAUCCACGAGGACGUCAUGAAGAAGUUGGACAAACUGGAGAACGAGUUUCUACCUCAAGUCAUGGUCGACAACACGGAGAUCAUAUUUGACACUUUGCGAUUCCUCGAGGCACAGACUAGGGAGCUCAUCAUUGCCAACACAGGCCAGGUUCCAGUACAGUUUGAGUUUAUCAAGAAGCUUGAUGACUCCAAUUAUUGCAAAGAGUGGCUCAAUAUCGAACCUAACUCCGGAUUCAUCAUGCCAGGAGAGAAAUGUGACAUAAGACUGGAGGUUUAUGUAGACAAGAAAUCAGCCUGCAAAAUGAACUCGGGACAAGAUCAGCUGUACGACAUUCUGGUACUGCACCUAGAGGGGGGGAAGGAUAUCUUCAUAACUGUCACUGGAACAUAUGAAAGAAGCUGUUUCGGAUCCUCCAUCGAAGCGCUGGUACACAUGAAUGUUCCAGUUCGGGAGAUUCCUGCAGGAAAAAUCAUUGAGUUGGAGAACAAUAAGGGUGAAGGCCUGAGUGGGUCGCCUCCGUACAUGGUGCCUAAGGAGAUCUGGUACCUGGUUGACCAUUUGUAUCGGCACGCCUUGAAGACACAGCACCUGUUUGAAAACCCGGGGCUUCACAGCGAGCUGAUACAGAUCAGAAAUUGGCUUGAUGUGAGCCCAAACGAUCCGUUACCUGGAAGUGUACACUCUGUCGCAGAGGCUCUAUUGUUGCUGUUAGAGUCAACGGCAGAACCCAUCAUUCCAUACAACUUACAAAAUGGCUGCUUGGGCGCAUCAUCCAACUACCUCGCGUGCAAACAGUUUGUGAUGCAGUUACCAGACACCAGUAAAAAUGUCUUCCUCUACCUUUGCUUUUUUCUGCAAGAACUUCUCUCACAUUCAAGUGAAAACCAACUUGAUGGAAAAACAUUAGCGACCUUGUUUGGGGCUAUAUUCAUGCGUGAGCCUCCUCGAAGUAGAAAUGUCGGCUCCUCUCGGUCAAAAUCCAACCAACAAGAGGCCGAUCGCAAGAAGGCUAAUUUUGUUUACCAUUUUCUUGUCAAUGACACUAGUGAACUGGUUAUGGGAUGCUCGUAAAUAUUUUUAACCUAAAAAUGUAUGGUACCGGUAUUAACGCAUUUCGUUACCCACAAAAGCAUUUUGAGAUUUUCCCAAAAACAUUUUGGAGUUUCAAGAGUUUUGAGAUAUCUGCUAAAGCGUUUUGGGAAAGGCCUAUCAGAAAGCAUUUUGAGAUAUUCGUAAACAGUUUUAAAGAUAUCCGAAUAAGCAUUUUUUCAUUCAUAACAGCAUUAAAUAAUUAGAUUAUCCUAACAAAAUCAUUCUUUAACAAUGAUUAAUACCUACUAGACAUCAUCUGAGUUUGUAGUUUAUUUCGUUAUUUACUUUUGGGUUUGUGUUUUAUUUUUAACUGUUACCAGAGGUAAAAAAUGGCAGAUGUUCCAUAACAUUUAGACAGCCUGAAAUUUAUUUAUAAAAUAAGUUUUAUGGCUUGAGUCGGAAAUGUAAAGGUUAAGUUGAACUUCUUACAUGAUCAGAAGAUGUUAUACUGUAGUUACUGUUAUAACUACAAUAUUACUGUUAAGAAGACGAUUAGAAAAUUGUUUUCUGAAGUUGUGUUCCUAUAGUUGAUGGUGCAAAAUGCUAAAAGGUGUUUUUCUUUUGUUUAGAGAUUUUUCAAUCAAAGAUGUUGUUAAAUUUGUAAUAUUUACAUACCAAAUUAAAACAUUCUUGUGGAAUAUUAAUAUUAUCUCUCAAAUACUAGCAAUUUUUAUGGUAAUGUCAAAUGCUAAAUUUUGUUAUUGUUGGAAUCAAUGAUUUUGGUGGAUGAUGAAUCUAUUUUGCUACCACCAAAUUUUAUAUACACUUACUUACAGGUAAUAUUUCACUGAUUAUUUGCAACAUAACAUCUAACACAAUAAAAACCAUCUAAACAUUUCAUUUAAUUUUUAAACUCAAAUACAAUUAAGGUGAAAUAAACUUUUGAUCUUAAAAAGCUCAUAUUUUUUAGUCUAACAUGAUAUUUUGUAAAAUACGGCUCUGAUGAUAUUUGUAUAGAACGUAAUUUGCUUUACUUAUUUUAGUGUUUGUGUUUGAAUAUUUUAGUCAAAUGUAUUAAUAUAUGAUAGCAUAUUAUUAGAGUAACACACAUUGUGUAAAUUUAGAUAUACGUAAAAGCUUGUAAUAUGAAAGAUGUUUGACUCUUUUAUUUAGACUGACGGGUUUAUCAUAGUGUUUGUCAGGGAUUUUGUUUAUUUAUUUAAGAAAUUAUAAAUAUCCAAUAUACAUAUGUUUAUGCAUAUGAAUAUAGUAGAGAUGUGGUUCUAAUUUUUGGACUGACAGGUAUAAAUGUAUGUUUUCUUAGGGGGUUUAGUUAAUAUUGUUUCCGUGUACAAUUGUUUAUAACUGCCUACUUUUAUGAAAUGAAGUAUUUUCGGGAUGCCAAAAUUUUACUAUUUAAAGAGUUUGAGAAUAUUACAUUUCUUGGAAGGACGUAUGUUUUAGCAUAGACAAUUAGAAUUAUGUAUAGACCGACAGCAUUGCUGCCGUUAGCAUAAGUUCUGGCGUCCAAUGCUAGGAGCGUCGGUGGAUGCCAGAACUUAUGCUAAUCGUAGCAUUGCUGUCGGUCAAUAUUUAAUUCUAUUUGUCUAUGGUUUUAGUUAGCUUACAUGAGAAAAUUUGUCUACUAGCUUCUAGAUGUACAAAACAUUUACACAACAUUUGUUUAUUUAUAUUUUAUCCUAGUGUAGGAUUUCUUUAGAGAGUCGAUUGAAGAGAAGUCAGUUAAAAUAUCCUAAACUGUAGCAAUGCACGAUUAGCAACAGUGUGGUUACCAUCGGAAGUAAUACUAAAUCAGUGAUGGUAAAUGGAAUGUGCAACUAGACAAUGUCCAAUAAUAACCAAAGUAGGGAAAACUGUAUGUUAUAGUACAUUGUUAGUUUUAACCAGGAAUGGACGGGAUUGUUCUUUCAGUUCGGUGCAGGACGAGAAGGGAUUUUUAUUUACCUCGUGAUUUUCAAAAUUGCAUUUUUCUUCCUGUGUAACAAGUGCGUUCUAAAAAACUUAAGAAAUAUUCGUGCAAAUAUCAAUAACGACGAAGAAAAUCAAUUUCAGUCAUAAUUGCACUGUUGUAAAAACCAACAAUGGUUAAAAAUACACAGGUAAAAAGAGUGUAAUGUGUACAGAUGAACAUACAAUCUCAUUAUGAUUAUCCAUGAUCCAUGAUCCAUGAUAUCCAUGAUGGCACUUAUGUUAUUUUCUCCAUAGACAAGAUGCGUUAUUGUAAGCGCAUAGAUAAGCUUAUAGUUUUUGGAUAUAACGAGAAAUAUUCCCGGUCCGAGAAAAUCCCUAUUUAAUUCGAAUGUAACUCCGCCAAACAAUUGCAGAUAUAUUUUAUACAAAUUUUCCCAAAUUUCAGGACUUGUUCAUCCUUUUCUCAUUAAUCUACUUUCUGAAAAAGCCCUACACUAAGACAAAAUAUCAGUACUAUCCUGUGUCUUUUAUGGGUAUCUUUAUGUCUUGACUAUAAUUUUCUGAUGUAAGCUAGCGGAACUCUAUUCUUAAAAAAACACUCCUUAAUCAGCCUUAGAGCUUUUCCUCGAAAUAGAACUUAAUUGCAAGUUUACAAAUUUUCUUAUGAACAUUGUUAAAGCUACAAUCAAAUCUCUACCAGUUCUGUAGAAUGUAAGCCAAUAGAGUAGCUUAAUCUAACAUACUGUAAUCUUUAGCUAAGCUUGAUGCAUACGUUCUAGUCUUCAAAGCUUUCUGGUUGUUGUCAGCUUGCUAACAAAAUUUACUAGCGCCAUAUAAAAAUAAUCCUGGUACAGUCAAACCUUGGUGGUACCAAUCUGAAGGGAAUCGACAAUUGAAUUACAUCAAAUAAUUUGUUACUUUGAUGUACCUAUUAUUGUGGUUUUUAUGUUCGUAAACCGUGGGAAUUUAUGUUUGUCAAACUUAAUUAUUCUCAGGUUUAAACUAGCCCUGUUUGUUAUAUAGAAGUUCCAUUGAUACAUAUGUGUUGGUUUUGGCGUAUUUCCCAUAUAGGGAAUAAGCUAUUACCGUAGGUCUCAUGGUAAGACCUAGACCCGGGACCGAUUUACUUUUAGUUUUGAGGUUCCCACAGGCCAAAAACACCCUCCUGUGUGUGAGGUGUCCGUUAGUACGAUAAGUUGAGCAAAAAUGAUCCUAUUUUGAUUAAAUUUGGUACAAACGUGUAAACCUACGUUUAUUCAAACGAGUUUGGGAACCAGCAUGAUCCGACUAUAGGAACGGGGGUUUAUGGGGGUUUUUAUGGGAUAAAAAUUAAUUUUUCCCGUUUUUGACUCUAAAAAAUUCACAAUUUCUUUCAGAUCAUUUUGUAGAGCUUAAAAAAAAUAAUUUUGUAUAUUGAAGCGUCGUUAUAUGCCCAACGGUUACGGAGAUAAUUAAAAAAACUUUAAAUUUUAAAUUCACAUGUUAUUCUUAUGGAGAAUAAACUAACUGUUGUAGUUUGCUUGUUUAUGGACAUAUUUUUAUCAAAUUAGGCAAUUAUAUGGUUUAUUUCAUACUAAGCUAUCAACAUUUUAAUAAAACACACCUCAAUACCUUCCCUGUAGCAGAAAACCUAGGUACUCAUUAAAAUUAAUGUUACAGUAUUUAAACAGGAAAUAAAUCUCACAAUUUCAGGGAAUAUUUGAGUAGAAAUCCAACCAGGUAAAUGGAAAUUCGCUUAGUCUGCAGGUUUGCUGCGGCGAGGGUAUUUAUUUUUUACAUUCAUUUCACAGAAAUAAAUUUAUUUAUUUUGGUGUUAUAAAAUUUGUCUGCAUUGAGGUUUCACAUCAGCCUUAUUUGCUUUGAAGAUGUGAAAAUCACAUUGGAUGUUACAGAAAGUUGAAGGGGGUACAAGAUGUUAUAUUAGGAAUUUCUUAUAUGUGUAUUGUUAUCUACCAAGGUUUGACUAUAAAACAUCCUUCAUCACACUCAUAGUACAAAAACAUACAUAAUAGCUUCAAAGUAUAAUAGAAAUACUCAUAGUAGUUAGUAGGAGAUCUCGUUAAUAAAAUUAAGUAAUUUAUUUAAUCUUUAGUAAAUUUCUGUAGUAACUAUAGUGGAAGCUCAUUAACUUAUGAAGAUAUGAACUGAAAUUUUCAAAUUUUAAUCAUUAUUGGUUAAUUUUUUUGCUUUCACAAGCUGGACUCAAUUUUUCAUGUUCAGGUUUGAUUGAAUUGUUGAUUAUUUCUGUAUGUCAGUUUUGGUUUGAUCUGUCGAUGUUUUUAAUUUAAUUUGUUGCACUGCAUAAAACCCCUGGAAAAAUACCACACUAAAAUACUGCAGCAACGACGGUUUUCAAUGCAUUUAUUACUCGACCAUUUUUUUUCAAAUACUGAAC
Messenger RNA from Macrosteles quadrilineatus (aster leafhopper), 6994 nucleotides. Its product is annotated as inositol polyphosphate 5-phosphatase OCRL-like. The record is from RefSeq and is a predicted model, not a curated record. NCBI's taxonomy places the organism in Eukaryota, Metazoa, Arthropoda, Insecta, Hemiptera, Cicadellidae. Bases 103 to 2706 code for a protein of 867 amino acids. The transcript is spliced from 19 exons. Gene Ontology annotation, biological process: phosphatidylinositol dephosphorylation; signal transduction. Gene Ontology annotation, molecular function: phosphatidylinositol-4,5-bisphosphate 5-phosphatase activity; inositol phosphate phosphatase activity. Gene Ontology annotation, cellular component: membrane.